This is a messenger RNA of Grus americana (Whooping crane), 5252 nucleotides long. Its product is annotated as discoidin, CUB and LCCL domain-containing protein 2-like. The transcript has 5 exons. Lineage: Eukaryota; Metazoa; Chordata; Aves; Gruiformes; Gruidae. The record is from RefSeq and is a predicted model, not a curated record. The coding region runs from base 1581 to 2444 and encodes 287 amino acids.
UUAGCAAAGGCCACCUGGCUAGUUUAACACCAGGGGAUCUACCAAUCGAGCUGGCCCUGCCCAAUGAAGGCAAACCCAUCUGUGGCAUUGCUUUUGCUCAAGGACCUGGGUGUGCUUGGUGGGUGAUGCAGAAAGAUGAGGAAGUAAUUUUGGGUGAGAAUAGCCAAUAAAUUAAGUUGUAUGGUGUGAAUUGCUACAUAAUAAUGCAUGUCAUCUCUACUUUGAUUGCUAAAUACCAUAAUAGGAGUAUUACAGUAAGAAUCACCCAGAUAAAUGAAGAAUAACUUUGAUGAAAAUGAGCAAAGUGCAGCGAUGAUGAAACCAGAACUGGCUACAGCAACAAGCGCCCAGCAACUUCCUUGAGAUUGACACCUUUAACCUGCAGGCCAUGAGAUUGGACCAUGCCAGAUACAGCAGCCGUGAGCUCCGGAUGCAGCAUGCAACAAUCCAACAGUACACACCAUCGCUUCUGCCCCGAGAGACUGUUGCGGCAGAUGAAGCCCAAAGUCAUGGAUGAAAUGAACUCGAUGAACAUUUUUGAGGGAUUUAGAGGGAAGGACAUAGACUAAGGGAGUGAUACCGGCAUGUACAGUAAAAAGACUGUACUUUCAAAAGACAGGAAAAGUGAUGGUGAUUAAUUGGAAUGUAUUGGGAAAUAUAAGACCUGGGCAUGACAUAGAUGGUAUGGAUUAAGGCGUGGAUACUGUCCUGGUUUCGACUUAGAGUUAAUUUUCUUUCUAGUAGAUGCUAUAGUGCUGUGUUUUGGAUUUAGUAUGAGAAUAAUGUUGAUAACACUGAUGCUUUUAGUUGUUGCUACGUAGUUUUAGUGCCUACACUAAGUCAAGGACCUUUCAGCUUCUCACGCCUUGCCAGGUGCACAAGAAGCUGGGAGGGGAUGCAGCCAGGACAGCUGACCCAGAUUGGCCAAAGGGAUAUUCCCUAAUAUAUAGCAUCAUGAUUCAUAUAUAACUGGGGAAGCGAGUUGGGCGGUAGAGUCACUGCUUGGAAACAGACUGGGCAUCAGGUUGUUUUAUUUGCCGUUUGCAUGUGGUGAGCAAUUGCAUUUGUGCAUCAGUUGUAUUAUUAGUAGUAGUAGUAGUAUUAUUUUCUCUUCCUUUGUUAUGCUAUUAAACUGUCUUUAUCUCAAGCCAUGAGUUUGUUUUCCCAUUCCCCUCCUCAUCCCCUUGAGGUGGGGGGAGUGAGCGAGUUGCUGCGUGGUGCUUAACUGCCGGCUGGGGCUAAACCACGACAAUGAGAAAAAAGGUACUUCUUAGCUGCAUAAUCCUUCUGUAACUGAUACUUCCGAAUUUCUUCCAGAGUUACUACACUUAACCUGGAAGAUACCUAGUUUAGGCAUAAACAGGGUAAAUUAGAAAAUAACUGUUUCAAAAGAUAUCAGUGACUUGCUUUCCAUGUUAUUGAUUCAUGGGGUUUUUUUCCUCAUUAUAUAACAUGAACAAAAGCUUUAGAGCAAACUGUUCCAGCUGUCUUCUCCUGAAAAGGAAGCAUGGAAAACUAGCACUUUAAAAACCUUUUUUUAUAAAAUCUUUUCUUUUAAAGGCCGUGCUCCUAAAAUCACCAUGCCACCCCCACCUCAGAACAAGAAUGAUGACUUCAGUGAUGACUUCAUUCAUUCAGUGAAGACUUCAUUGCAGACAGAUAAAACAACUUUCACACCUGAAAUAAAAAACACCACAGUGACUCCAAGUGUAACCAAAGAUGUGGCAUUGACAGCAGUUCUGGUUCCAGUGCUGGUGAUGGUCUUCACUACUCUGAUUCUUAUCUUAGUUUGUGCGUGGCAUUGGAGAAACCGCAAGAAAAAAACUGAGGGCACUUACGAUCUACCUUACUGGGAUCGUGCAGGGUGGUGGAAAGGAAUGAAGCAGUUUCUCCCAACGAAAUCAGCAGAACAUGAAGAAACUCCCGUACGCUACAGCAGCAGUGAAAUUGGUCACCUAAGACCAAGAGAAGUCCCAACAAUGCUGCAAACAGAGUCUGCAGAGUAUGCUCAGCCACUGGUAGGGGGAAUUGUCGGCACGCUUCAUCAGAGAUCAACCUUUAAACCAGAGGAAGGGAAAGAAGCAAGUUACGCCGAUUUGGACCCUUACAAUUCACCCAUACAAGAAGUUUACCAUGCUUAUGCUGAACCGCUACCUAUAACGGGACCGGAAUAUGCAACUCCAAUAAUCAUGGACAUGUCCAACCAUCCCAGCACCCCUCUUGGCGUUCCUUCCAUUUCCACCUUCAAAGCUGCAGGGAAUCAAGCUCCUCCACUGGUGGGAACUUACAAUAAACUCUUAUCUAGGACAGACAGCGCAUCAUCAGCACAGGUGCUGUAUGACACACCAAAGGGGCAGCCGGGGCCAGGUGCCACUGAUGAAUUGGUGUACCAGGUACCACAGAGUGUGGCCCAUUCCGCUGGGAGUAAGGAUGAACUGAGUUAGCUCACGAGUAAGGUAGAAUGAUGGCUUGCUUUUUAAAAGCCAAUUCCAUGAAGCUGACAGUUUCACUUUUUAAUCGCGUUGUUUUGAUAUUGUUAGUCUUAAAUAAUACAAUGUUCAACCAAAAGAUGUGGUAUUGGAGGUCUGGGAAACCAGUAAUUCUGCCUUUCCUUAAGCUGUAUAUGUAAUGACAGCUUGUUUCCUGCAAAACUGUGGACGUUUUUAUUACUACUGUACAGUUGUCUGUCAGACAUGAGAGAAGAACUCUUCAAGAUUAGCUUCAGUAAUUCAUAGAUGUGAAUGCUAAAUUGGGAGAAACAGUUUAAAGUAUGAAAGCCAGUAAUUUCUCGCUAAUGGUACUAUUUCGGGGGGGGACGACCAAACAAACUCAAAGCUCCUAAUUUUCUAAGAUCUAUAUGUAAGCACUAUAGCUUCUAAAAUUAAUUUUACACUCUAUAAAAUGCCUGCACAACUUUGGAUUUUAAAAACUACUGUCAGGACUGAUGGCAAAAAUCCCAUUCACUUCAUGGCAUAAAAUAGUUUUGAUUCUAAAUUGCAUUGCUUCAGCUUUUGUUCACAGCAUUAGGAAUCAUCAGCUGUGUGUUCCUCAGAAGUUUGCCACCAUUUUUGUUAGCCUUCCAAAACUAGAAUCCAUUGUCUGUACAAUCUGUUUUCUGCCUCAUCUCCCUAAGCCACUCAGUCCUGUUCUUCCUAGGGAUCCAGGAGGCAGAAAGUCAUACAAGCAAACUACACAGUAACUACUUUUACAUUUUUUUUUUUCCCUACUAAGUGAAGGCUGCGCUGAAUAGCGUCUGCCUCAAAAUUAGACUUCCCUGAUGGUCAGUGUGCAAGAAGCAUCCAGGUGUUAGAGGUGACUGAAUUCAGAAAGGUUCUCCCUGUCCCCCUGCCCUGAUUCCCCCCAGAGUACCUAUUGUUGUGUGUUAAGAUGUGAGCAUAUACAAAGCAAGCUAUGUAUAUAACUUCAUGAGUGCUUAAGGAAGCACACAAAUACUCUAAUGGUGCACAGUUUGUGUUAUACACACUUUUAGCACAUAGGGUACAUUUUAGCACAAUUGAAAAACUUUAGCCUUAGGGCUUUUCUUACAAUUGUUCAUAUUAGAAGUAUAGAAGAUUCCAAAACGUUUGCAAGAGAACCAGUACUGUUCCAAAGCAUGUCCAUUUCAGAAGCGUUUAAUGAAAGUUGUAUCCUUUGAAUGUUCCAGUGUUCUCUGCUAUGAAAACAUUGCAGUCAGUCUUCUAUUUGAGCUAACAUAGGCUAGAUUUAGCUAGGUAAUCAUGAAAUGAAAACAAUUUGGAUGUCAUAGUUGCCAUUUUUUAUCUUGUUAGAAACAAAGCACAGCUUUUUAACCUAAGUAGGAGAAAAAACCCACAACAAAAAUGCUUUAUUUUUAUGGUAACAGCACUGUUGGGAGGAUGCUGAAUUAAUUUAUACAUGUGAAAGCCCCUACCGACACAUUACCCCAGUUUUAUGGACUUCAGUGGUUACUGUUUGUUUCUGUGAUGUAACUCAUUUCAGCCUUGUUUAUUGCCCAGGGUCCUUAGUCUAGGUGGAGAACAUCCAAAUCGAAACUAAAAUACUGUUCAAGAGGGCUGCCACCAUGUCUUUAUACCAGUAUGGUAUCCUAAUUUAUCACUUAAAAAGUUGUUUGCACAGGGGCUAUAUAUAAAACUCAGUAAUCCAGAAUUACUCAUGGUCUGUUCAACAUCUAGAAUGUGUUCUUACAUACUCUGUGCUACCUUAAAGCCCAACUCUACAAUUUUUUGAUCAUUCAAUCUCAUUUACUGAGAAUGAUAAUUAAUUACUUUUUAGAAUUGGGUGUCUAAAUGUGAAUGUAAGUAAGGGUGGUAUAUAAGACCCAUUCAAGAAAAAGAAAUUCCUGCCUAUAGUUCUAUUUUUUUUAUUGCAACUGUUUCUGCUUGAUAAAGCUAGUCUGCAACCUUUGUUAAACAAAGGUUUGUUAACCUUUGCUUAAACAGGUAAGUGUUCUUAUCCAUCAGCAGCAACUAUGACUUCAAAAUGAUCUGAGCUGAUUUUAUUUGAAAGGGGCGGGAGGUUAUUUGUUUGCACCAAGAUGUGACAUAUUUAUUCCAGCCAAGUUAAGAAACCUCUGCAUUCUCAAACUGUACCAGUUAAAAAAUUAAUCUAUCAUAAUGGAUGUGUUCAAGUCAGUAAAAUUAACUCGCUUGGAUUUAAUUUUUUAGUGUAGGCCAGGUAUGGUAGCACUGUGGAUAUACUGUAGGAUAAGAUGGGAUAAGAAUUAAACAGUUUCUCUACAGUGGGUUAUUUUUAAGCACCCAUACUGUAGAUUCAUUAUCUGAGCAGCAUGAGCUGUUGCCUGGAAUGGUUGCUUUUAGGAAUUUAAGUCCCUUUUCUGAAAGAAAUUGGUCCCAAGCUUUGCUCCCUGCUUUCAACUUUGAACAUGUUACCUGGUAGGACUAAGAAGAGAAGGUUGAACAUGUAAUGGUUGGGUUUAAAAUGUAUGCUAUGACCUGUUGAACAUUGAUUCCCAAUUGUAAGUUGCAUGACACACUUAAAAUCAGCAUCUGCUGUGCACAACACAAGCAGAGGUACAUUUAAUGGGUCUCUCUUACAUGUGAAGAUAUACAGAUAUAAAAUGUAUUUCAAUCUUGUUUGGCCUGAGUAUUCUCCCAGAAUGUAUGUUCUUACCUCAGCAUGUAUUGUAGUUGCUCAGUAUUUGUAUAUGUUGCUAGAACUUAGACUGUAUAAAUAGUGAGGGAUUUUUAUAUGUAUGUUAAAAAGUCUUUUAAAUAAAUUGUACAUACAUAUUA